Messenger RNA from Merops nubicus (carmine bee-eater), 944 nucleotides. RefSeq names its product claudin domain containing 1 (gene CLDND1). Gene Ontology annotation, cellular component: membrane. The record is from RefSeq and is a predicted model, not a curated record. The transcript has 4 exons. The coding region runs from base 1 to 756 and encodes 251 amino acids. NCBI's taxonomy places the organism in Eukaryota, Metazoa, Chordata, Aves, Coraciiformes, Meropidae.
AUGAUGGAUAACCGCUUUGCUACAGCGCUGGUGAUCGCUUGUGUUCUCAGCCUCAUCUCCACCAUCUACAUGGCAGCUUCCAUUGGCACUGACUUUUGGUACGAGUACCACACCCUGUCCCCAGCUGAGAACAUCAGUGAAGCUGGCAGGGUCAUCUGGGAGGAGUUUGUCAGCGAGGAGGCAGAUGAGAAGACCUACACGGACGCGCUGUUCCGCUGCAACGGCACGGUGGGAUUGUGGAGGAGGUGUAUCACUGUCCCCAAAAACCCUCACUGGUACAGCCCGCCAGAAACUGAUAUGACUACAAACUGCAUCAGUUUUUCCCUCUCAGAUCAGUUUAUGGAGAAGUACAUAGAGCCUGGAAACCACAACAGUGGCACAGAUUUGAAUCGGACUUAUCUCUGGCGGCUGCAGUUCCUCCUGCCUUUUGUCAGCCUUGGCCUCAUGUGCUUUGGGGCUCUGAUCGGGCUCUGUGCCUGUGCCUGUCGCAGCCUUUACCCUGCCAUUGCCACAGGAGUCCUCCAUUUCCUAGCAGGGCUCUGCACCCUGGGCCUGGUCGGCUGCUACGUCGCUGGGAUUGAGCUGCUCCAUCAGAAGCUGCCCCUGCCCGAGGACGUGAGGGGUGAAUUCGGGUGGUCCUUCUGCCUGGCCUGUGUCUCAGCACCUCUGCAGUUCAUGGCAGCUGCUCUCUUCAUCUGGGCAGCUCGCACCAACAGAAAGGAGUUCACGCUUUUGAAGGCGUACCGUGUAGCAUAAGUGCUGCUGCUGAAGCUGUUUGGUUUCUAUGUUGUAGCCUUCUCUGCCCCCAACCCUUACCACUUUCCCUUUUUAGCUCCCAUUUUACCUUCUACUGCCUGCUUCUUGCCACUUGAGACGAUUUAGCCUGCAGGCCCUGAAGACAAAGACCUCUGGGCUAAACGACCGAACUCUGCCAGAAGUCUGCA